This is a messenger RNA of Emys orbicularis (European pond turtle), 1852 nucleotides long. RefSeq names its product regulator of chromosome condensation 2 (gene RCC2). Gene Ontology annotation, cellular component: membrane. The record is from RefSeq and is a predicted model, not a curated record. Gene Ontology annotation, biological process: negative regulation of GTPase activity. Bases 1 to 1593 code for a protein of 530 amino acids. NCBI's taxonomy places the organism in Eukaryota, Metazoa, Chordata, Testudines, Emydidae. The transcript has 12 exons. Gene Ontology annotation, molecular function: small GTPase binding.
AUGCCCCGGAGGAAGGCGGCGGCGGGGCCCGUGUGGGAGGCCGGCAACGGGACGGCCCGCGCGGCCGGCAGGAAGCGGCCGGGCCCCGGGCCGAGGAAGCGGAGCCGGCCCGAGCGCGGGGCCGGCGAGGGCAGCAGCGGCGGCGGUGGCAGCAGCGAUGAGGACGGGCCCCGGGAGCUGCUGCUGGCGGCGGCCGAGCUGGACGGGACCCCCGGCGGCAAGAGGGCGGCCAGGCCCGGGCCGGGCGGCGGCCGAGCGGGAGGCCAGGCCGUGAUCAUCAGCGAGCCCGAGCACAGCAAGGAGCGGAUCAAACUCGAAGGGUCCAAGUGCAAGGGGCAGCUUCUGAUAUUUGGAGCAACCAACUGGGACCUGAUUGGCCGUAAAGAAGUGCCGAAGCAGCAAGUGGCUUACCGUAACCUGGGCCAGAACUUGUGGGGGCCUCACAGGUAUGGGUGUCUCUCAGGGAUUCAGGUACGGACUGUGGUUUCGGGACCAUGUGCAGCUCAUAGUCUGCUCAUCACCGCAGAGGGGAAGCUCUGGAGCUGGGGUCGUAACGAGAAAGGGCAGCUGGGGCAUGGAGAUACCAAGCGCGUGGAGGCUCCCAAACUCAUUGAAGUUCUCAGCAACGAGGUGAUCGCAUCAGCAGCUUGUGGGCGGAACCACACGCUCGCUCUGACAGAGAGUGGCUCUGUAUUUGCAUUUGGAGAGAAUAAGAUGGGACAGCUUGGUCUUGGCAAUCAGACGGAUGCAGUUCCAAGUCCCACUCAGAUAAUGUACAAUGGCCAGCCUAUUACCAAAAUGGCCUGUGGGGCUGAAUUCAGCAUGAUAAUGGACUGCAAAGGAAACCUGUAUUCCUUUGGGUGCCCUGAAUAUGGACAGCUGGGACACAAUUCCGAUGGGAAGUUCAUCGCCCGUGCUCAGAGGAUAGAGUACGACUGUGAGCUGGUGCCCCGUCGCGUUGCCAUCUUCAUCGAAAAGACAAAAGAUGGGCAGAUCCUUCCUGUCCCUAACGUGGUCGUGCGAGAUGUGGCCUGCGGUGCUAACCACACGCUUGUUUUAGACUCCCAGAAGCGUGUGUUCUCCUGGGGCUUUGGUGGGUACGGCCGGCUGGGCCAUGCAGAGCAGAAGGACGAGAUGGUGCCACGGCUGGUCAAGCUCUUUGACUUCCCGGGCCGUGGGGCGGCUCAGAUCUACGCCGGCUACACCUGCUCCUUUGCUGUCAGCGAAACAGGUGGUCUGUUUUUCUGGGGAGCCACAAACACCUCCCGUGAGUCAACCAUGUACCCCAAAGCCGUGCAGGACCUCUGUGGCUGGAAAAUCCGCAGCUUGGCCUGUGGGAAGAGCAGUAUUAUAGUGGCUGCAGAUGAGAGCACAAUCAGCUGGGGCCCAUCUCCGACCUUCGGUGAACUGGGCUAUGGAGACCAUAAACCCAAGUCCUCUACUGCAGCCCAAGAGGUGAAAACCCUAGAUGGAAUUUAUCCAGAGCAGGUGGCGAUGGGCUAUGCCCAUUCUUUGGUGAUAGCCAGGGACGAAAGCGAAGUGGAGAAAGAGAAGCUAAAGAAGCUGCCCGAAUACAACCCACGCACCCUCUGAUAAGGCCAGGGCCCCGCGCCCCUGCCAUGGCAGCUGUCCUUUCCAAUGUGCACUGGGACCGAAAGAGAUUGCAGACCGGCAUCGAGAUCUGACCGAAGCUUUUUGUUAGACUUUCCGAGGUUCAAUUUUAUAAGCGAUUCGCAGUUUUAACUACCUGUUACUGUAUCAUUUCCAAAGUGUUCGGUUCUUUUAAACAUUUGACAUUUGCUCCUGGCUCACGAGCUCCCAUUCCGAUGAAAAUGGCAGGACCUUUUGGCAU